Armigeres subalbatus is the source of this 7263-nucleotide messenger RNA. It is a transcript of the gene hzg, whose product is annotated as phosphatase Herzog. The transcript is spliced from 6 exons. Gene Ontology annotation, molecular function: RNA polymerase II CTD heptapeptide repeat phosphatase activity. The record is from RefSeq and is a predicted model, not a curated record. Lineage: Eukaryota; Metazoa; Arthropoda; Insecta; Diptera; Culicidae. The coding region runs from base 910 to 1791 and encodes 293 amino acids.
UUUUGCGUGAUAUUUUUGAAGGUCUGUGGUGAAGGAAGUGAAUUUUUGCGCAUCAAUAGUCGUGAAACCGUGCGACUUGGAUUCCCAGAGCAGUGAAGAGUUGAAUUGUUGGCGAUUUUUGUAGCAGACGGAAGUCGUAUUAACUCGGGGGCUGCAGUGCGUACGGCGGUAGUCUGCGGUGGAUUAUUCCGUUCCCGUCCCAGUUUUAUGGCGAAUGUGAAUUUUUCUUGAAUUACAAAUCUACCGCGACUCCGGGGUUUACACAACUUACCGGUGUGUUCGUGCAGUGACGUGAUCCGUAAAUAUUGCGCACGUGGUGUGUGUGCGUACGACGACGAACAAGGCGAAGAGAAAUAGAAGAAUAAUAUAAAUGUACACCGCCCGGAGGUUCAGUGAAGUGCGAUAGGCUACUAAAGAAAGAAAAAAUAAGGCAAAGCAGUGGAAUUAAAAGUUUCUUCUCUGGUUGUCGUGUUUACGCGAUCGGCACAUUUUUGUGAUUGGAAUUUUCUCCAGUCCAGCAAUUUGGGGGAAAGUUUUCUCUUGUAGCCAGCCGGCCAAAACACAGAGGUGUGCAAAAAUAAUAUUGGAAUCGAUAGUACUCUGCUCCAAUCGGUUGGAAAAUUUGCAGGUACGGAGCAGUUGAAGAGAAAGUGCAAAUAAGUGCCGAGAAGAAGUGGAAAAUCCAGAAACCGUACUCAAGGAAACUAACAAAAACAUACGAACAGUUCAGCAAGUGGAUUGGGGAGUCUCGCCCAGGGUCCAGUCAUAUAGCAACUAUAGCAGGGUGAAUUGGAGGCUCGUCGGGAGCUCCGGUAAUUACCCUAUCACAGACGCAUCACAAGUUUUUGCAGUAGCAACAGCGGCACAGCCAACAUUUCCGGAGGGGAACGUCCAAAAGCCAAUGAUUAAAUGGACGCUACAUCCAUCAUUACGCAAGUUUCGCGCGAUGACGAGCAGCAACUGAAUAGUAGCUAUCCAGGCGAAAAAGUGAACAAUGUAGAUAGGCUAAAACCGCCCAAACGGGGCUUCUUCGAGACGAUACUCUGCUGCUGGCGGAACGCCCGCACGAAAAGCAAUCAAAAUGGAACUCCCAUCGAUGGUUCGAUCACGCCCCCGCCAAUCCAGGGUCAGCCCCGGUAUCUGCUGCCACAGGUCCGACACUCGGAUAUGCACCGGAAGUGCAUGGUGAUAGACUUAGAUGAAACACUAGUGCAUAGCAGUUUUAAGCCAAUUCCAAACGCCGAUUUCAUAGUGCCAGUUGAGAUAGAUGGAACCGUGCAUCAGGUGUACGUCCUGAAGCGACCGCACGUCGACGAGUUCCUGAAGAAGAUGGGCGAACUGUACGAGUGUGUGCUGUUCACGGCGUCGCUGGCCAAGUACGCCGACCCGGUGGCGGACCUGUUGGAUAAGUGGAACGUGUUCCGGGCGCGGUUAUUUCGGGAAUCGUGCGUCUACCACAUGGGCAACUAUGUGAAGGAUCUGAACAAACUAGGGAGAGAUUUACAAAAGAUAGUUAUUGUUGACAAUUCACCUGCUAGUUAUAUUUUCCAUCCGGACAAUGCUGUGCCAGUGAAAUCGUGGUUCGACGACACGAGUGAUUCGGAAUUGUUAGAUCUAAUACCAUUGUUUGAAAAGCUAAGCAAAGUCGACUCUGUAUAUACCGUAUUAUGUAACUCGAGUUCGCAGUCGCAACUGCAGUCGUCGCUGCAGCACCUGCAGCACCAGUCCAGCCAGAAUCAGCUGCAGUCCAGCCAGCAACAGCCCAACUCAACCGAGGUCAACAACACGUAACAUUGGCAGCACAUGUUCGUCAAAAUCGUAUGAUUAAUUUAAUGUGGAAACCGUGAGAAACAGUUUUUUAUCAGUUGUUUACUAUUUUUAUUUUAAAACAAGUUUUUAAAUUAAAUCAAACUAAUUUAAAGAAGUGUACUAUGCCUUUAAAUCAAAUGGCAAAGCGAUUUAUGUGCAACAAAUUAUUUCAAAGCUUUAGGAUUUUACAAAACAAACAAAAUUCGAUCAGUUAGGCGAAAUCAAAUUUGAAAACAUUUAUUUAUGUACCACGCGACUAGUAGUAUAUGCAUGUACCUAACAAAUGUAUAAUUUUGAGGCGAAUGAAAUCAAAAACAUAUAAUUGACUAUACGCUUUUCAAUGAGUUUGAAGUCUAAAGUCCUAGGAAGUAUCAACUAACAGUUGCUUGGUUUCUGUAAUGUAUAGACUUCGCACGAUGCCAUUACUUUGUCAAAUCUAGAUUCAUCUGCUUGUUUGGACUAACUAUCAAACUGGUCGGAUCAAAGUUUGACAAAUGAAUUGUAGUGUGUGCUUUCCAGUCCCGUAAUACACACUGCCUCUGAAAAACAUGAAGACGAUUAAAAAGCCGGUACACAUGGAAGGAUGCUGUUGAUGAUGGAUCGAAUGUAGACGGAGGAUAGUGAUGCAGUAAACAAUAUCUGACGAAGAACGAUUGACGCUGUCACCGUCGCGAGCGAGCGUAUAAACCCGCGAAAGAUAAAUAAUUGUGCAUGUGUACACAAGGGAUCAGAUAGCGAUAGGAAGAACAAUGUAUAUCAUCAUACAUAUCACCACUUUGUAUCAUGAAGUCAGUCACGGAAGAAGGACGGACAUGCUUAGAUGUUCUGUUUCCAGUGAUUGGCUAAAGUUGGCGAGAUUAGGGAUUAGCGGCAAAAGAGAGGUUUUGAAAUAAUAUUUCAUAUGGUAUUUUAUGUGAGGUGUGGAAGAUUACGCUCGAUAAAGAUGUACCCAAUAAUUCUAGAGCUUUGGGCAUAAGUCGUGUGUACUUUCGUGGAUAUAGCUCAGUGUAAAAAGUUGCAUGAUGCACAUCGAAAUGUUACCGAAAGAAGCACAUACGAUCUAUUCCUAAAUCAUUCAAAAAAUGGUUGCAGCGGAAAAAGUUCUUCCAUCAUUGUUGUUUGGUAGGAAAGUAAUUGUCAGUGUACGUUGGAUCAGUUAUCUACAUGAUCAGCAAUAUACAAUUGUAUUGCAAAUAGGAAUGUAAUCGUAAUGAUGAGUUCUUGCAGAAUAUCAGAGCAGAUAAGAAAUAUCCCUAGAAACGAACAUCAGGAGGGUUUUACACUAUAUAGGUGAUGACUUAUAGAGUUGGUACCCUGAACAAUAAUUUUAUACUAUCCUACAAUCGUUAUAAUCCGUUUACAUUCAUCUCACAUCAUAAGCAUCCGAUAAAUUGAAAAUGCUACCAAGAAAUUGACCACAAGUUGAAUCUAUUAGGGAAAUCGAGAUGAUACAAAACUCAAAUGCAACUAAUCUGCAACUAGUAGAUAGCUAAACCGGUAGAACGGAAUGUUCUACACACUUUAUUGAAUCAAAUAUCUAAACCGAAAUCAACUUUUAGAGCAGUGUGACUUUGUCUAAAAACUUAUAAGAAAUCAAUGCAAAAGCAAAGCAACUCACACGGAACACCAAAUCAACGUGAAUUGAGACGAAAACGAUCGCUACUAUUUAUAUUAUCACAAUACACAAAUACGAUACUACUAUUCCUGCAUAGCAAUUUUUCUAUACCACACUACUACUACCUCUAUCGUAGGAAAACUAAAGAAUAAAACCUGGUCCAAGAAAUCUUUCAAAUGGCUACACAACUUUAUCCCAGCUAUAACGAACACAAACUAUAAAUUCUUCAAACUGAUCAGGGGAGACGUUGUUAUAGAAAUAAUUGUUUUUGUUUCACAUUUACUUUGAAAUGUAAAUUGAUAAUUUAAAAACUGUGCAAAUACGUCAUUGUUGCAUUUAGCUAAGCAGCGCGUUUCGCUUCUGUUGUUUCUGUUCCGAUCAAAGCGAGUAAAUUAGUUCCCAUAGUAAUACCGUAAACCAUAUUCAAUACAUACACACAGACAUACAGACACACAACAAGCACCAGUUGAAGAUAGUCGUCGAUCGAUAUAUUUUCUGAGUCCAUCUGAGUGCAUGCGAAGAAAGCGAAGAUUUAUGAUGACGUUAUGACAAAUAAUCGUAGCAAAUCAGGCUAGAGAACGUAGCGAAAUCUAGGCGGGGAAAGCGCGAAACUUAGUGGGUUUUCCCAUUCAACAGCAGUUUUUUUGUAAGUAUUUUGCGGUGGUAGUGAAAACCGCAUCCGUGAACAGUGCAGAUUGACUACAGUGAAAUCGAAAGGAAUUCAGUAUAUAUUUUCAUAUACCCAAUAUGGAUGGAAAAGAACAAAAAAAGGACGAUAUAGUUGCAGCAGUAAUAUAAAGUUAGUAAACUAACGAAAUGCUCCCAUGCCGUUCUCACCGCUACCGGUUACCCGAAGGUUGUUACUAAAUAUAUAAAAACGUGUUCUUGAGCGCGAAAGGCAUGUGCACAUGCUUUAAUCUGAUCAACCACUUAUUUUUACAUGACGAGUAACUUCAUUUAGAAAUAAAAAAAAAAGAUGAUGGCAAGAUCUAUUCGGACAACAGUUCCCAAUGUUUGAUGUCAAAUAAUAGGAAUGCUGAUGAGUAAUGACGGCAUGGAAGGGAAACAAGACGAGCUGUCCAAGUAAACUUGUUUUCAAUGAUCGAAUGGGAAGCGUAACGAAACAUUUCUCAUUUAAAAAAAUGCCGUCGAAACCGACUUGUAUGGAGCUUUAAAUAUUUAAAAUUAGAGCUGAUUUGAAAUACUCUUUUUGUAAAGCAACUUACCUCCAAAUUUUGAUAAUAAUUAUUUGAUUAUUCAAAACAUUUUUUUAUCAUUUAAUUUAUUCAUUAGGCUCAAUUGUUUAGUAAAAACUCUACGAAGCCGAAAACAUUACAAAUAACUUGAAUAAAUUAUUCUGAAAAAGUGCCAGAUGCUUUUCUUCAGGAGGUCUUCUUUGGUGGAGAUCGGUCAAAACGAUCCCGUCGCUGACUCGUCGACUGCGCUUGCUACUUCCGAUGAUCUUCCAAUCCGCUCGACACACAAAGCAUUUGUUUAGCAAAUCGUGAUAAACCACCUUUCCUUUCCAAUUCGAUUCCUUUUUCACAUCGAUCAACGCCGUUGUACAUGUAUGUGGUCCAGACCUAAGUUUGGCGGGAUUUUUUCCGAAUCACACGAUCCACUUCCCCGUACUCCAGAAAGCACUGUUUAAGCUAAUUAUUAGGCACCUUCGGUGGCAAGUCAAAUUCUCGAACGUAACAAACAUUGUUACCGGCAAUAGCCAGUAAUGGAAUCUUCGUUUUCAUGUACCAUGCACAUGGUUCCAUGUUCUUCUUCAGUAACUCCUGCAUUGCAUGCAUCGAAACAAAUUUACUAAACAGCGAACGAUUAAUCAAUGUUGUAUACACAGUGCCUAUGUUUGUCACAAUCCAGAAGCAAACUAACAGACGUUCGUGCGCAACGAGAGCAAAAUAAUAACUGAUUAUUAAUAAAACAUAGUAUGAUAUUGUCAGUAUUCUUCAUUCCACGAUCAUUGAGAAUGUGAUGAUUGAUGAUUCUAAUGAGUUGUGCAAAGCGUCAUGCGUGAUUCUACGUUGAUUUUUAAACUGUUUUUUCCCAACUGCUAAAGGGAAAACCACGGCUUUGACUGGCUUUGUCAUAUUGUCCGAGCUGUGCUUCAAUAUGACAAGAAGAUUCUUUGUAUAUGGAAAAAAGUUGUGAAAAAAUAUGCAGAAUGAUUGGUCUUAGAAAACAUCUGACAAUAACAGAACAAAACCUGUCAAAGCCGCCAUUUCCCUUAUAUUUUUUCCUUUUCUUCUGAUUGUUAUUAUGAAUGUUGUCUCGCUACUGGAUUACGGGCUAGUUACCGAGACUAUAUAAACUUUUAAUUUAUCACUGUGUUGAAAAAAAAGCAGAAAAACAAGUCUACGAAAUAAACAACCUUCGGGAGAACAAAUUUCGAGAGAACGGUUUUUCCGGAGAUCCGUUAUAGAAUCUAUCAAAACCGAGUACAUCAACUUAUAAGAAUACAUACACUGACAUAAGUUAAAUUAUACAAAUCAAACCACACAUUGUAUAUUUUAUUACUGCAAGCAAACUGUAUGUAAAAUUUGUACCAUACUAGAACAAAAUAUAAAAAAAAAACAAAUCAAGCAAACAUGCGUGAGUGGCAAGCGAUUUGAUAUCCGAUAUUGCACACUCUCACAGACACACACACAUACGUAGUACACACUCUUUUGGAAACCGCGCGCUCUCGCUGCGCGAGCGCUUAUGUGUGUGAAUACCUGCUGUGCCACGUGUCGUGCAGUAGCAAUCCAUUUUGUAAGUGUAGGCAUGUAACUUUCUGUGCGGAGUGAAAAAGUAAGGGAAUGUGAGCGUGAAUUUUUACGUGUACUGUAGCAAAAAAACAUAAUUGAUAAGAAGCAAAAAAACAAAGCAAAAUCAUUAUAAUAAUAGAACCAAUAAAGUCAUUGAACAAAUUUUCGUAAGAAAAAGUAUCGAAAACAAUACAUCAAACGAACGAGUGUCCUUUAUUUGCGAAGCAUAACCUGCAUAGGUGUUAUCGGAGAUAAGAUAGAAAUAAGAACGGUUGAAUGAACGAACGAAGAAUGAAUGACCGAAUAACAAAGCAAUCACAGAAUAUCGAACGAGAGAGUACGUUUGAAAGUUUUUUUUUCUUUUUUAGCAUUAGAGUUUUCCUCUAAAAAUGUUGCUUGUGUAAAGGUUGUGCAAAUGUUGAAACCUCUCAUUUGACGAUGGUUCAACGUAUUCAAAAUUAUUAUGAUAUUUGCACAAAGUGUAUUUCCAGCGCAUAUAAUAACGCAAUAAUUUAAAAAAAAUCAGCUGCCAAAAUUAGCGUUCGUCUGAACCACAAAUUGGAAACAAAAUGAAGUACUUUUUUCAGAAGCUAGAUUUAACUGCAAUUAUUAUUUUUUAUUAAAAACACCACAAAACCUUAAAAACCUACCAUUCAUAACAAAUAACUUCAUAAGUUUCCGUUCACACCUUUUGUUUAGCAUAAUAAUGAAGGUUAGCAUCCGUAUUAUGAGUAGUCAAAAAUGUCCUGAAAACGAAUACCAUCAGUUGAAUUUAACUGUUGAUUAGACCAUUGUUGGCAUUGCAAACAAUCAAACAUUUUUUUUUAUUUCAAAAUUGUGAUUUUUAUCUCCAAAAAAUACACAAGUGAUAAUAAACCACUGUAGCUAGGAGAACCUAUUCGGUUACAACAUACACACAAUACACAAACACGACCCUUUCUAUACCUAUAUUGAACGACAGAAAAGAUGCAAAGAAUCAAAUAUUAUUAUUUUAUUUUGUUUAUUUAAGCAUUUAUGUAUUUAAGCACAACUGGAAAUUUGAAGAAAAAUACGUUAUAAUAUAUUUCAUUUGAUCAGUAUGAA